AUGGCCAGAACCAAGCAGACCGCUCGUAAGUCCACCGGAGGCAAAGCCCCCAGGAAGCAGCUGGCCACCAAGGCCGCCCGGAAGAGCGCCCCGGCCACCGGCGGAGUGAAGAAGCCUCACCGCUACAGGCCCGGUACCGUGGCUCUGAGGGAGAUCCGCCGCUACCAGAAGUCCACGGAGCUGCUGAUCCGCAAGCUGCCCUUCCAGCGGCUGGUGAGAGAAAUCGCUCAGGACUUCAAGACCGACCUGCGCUUCCAGAGCUCCGCCGUCAUGGCCCUGCAGGAGGCCAGCGAGGCUUACCUGGUGGGGCUGUUCGAGGACACCAACCUGUGCGCCAUCCACGCCAAGAGGGUCACCAUCAUGCCCAAAGACAUCCAGCUGGCCCGCCGCAUCCGCGGGGAGAGAGCUUAG
Messenger RNA from Cololabis saira (Pacific saury), 411 nucleotides. RefSeq names its product histone H3. Gene Ontology annotation, molecular function: DNA binding; structural constituent of chromatin; protein heterodimerization activity. The record is from RefSeq and is a predicted model, not a curated record. The transcript has a single exon. Bases 1 to 411 code for a protein of 136 amino acids. NCBI's taxonomy places the organism in Eukaryota, Metazoa, Chordata, Actinopteri, Beloniformes, Belonidae. Gene Ontology annotation, cellular component: nucleosome.